UCCCAUUGCGGCCGAAAACGGUGCGGAUAGACGACGACUCUUUCUCCUCAUCGCGGCGACGACAUUCUUGCCUGUGCCUCCUUCACGUUCGCUAUCGGUCACACCUCCCGCUGUCGCCUUGGUUGAGCGCUCCUGUGCUGGUAUUAAAGAGGUAUCCCUGUCCGGGCCCAAUGCCAACCGUUGGUACGCGCUGGCACUAGUGGCGACUGGAGGAUAUGAUGAUGGGGGUAGAGCAGGUUGGGAGGAGGAUUUGGUGUGGUAUCGGACGGCCUGCACGUCGUCCACCACGUCGGGUUGGAAGCAGAAGAAGCGCAUGUUCGUUCUGCCGGGGAGAGGUGAAGAGAGGCAGGAUGGUCGUCAGCCUUUCGCAAUCAGCGGACAAGAGGAUGAAUAG
This is a messenger RNA of Acaulospora colombiana, 394 nucleotides long. Lineage: Eukaryota; Fungi; Glomeromycota; Glomeromycetes; Diversisporales; Acaulosporaceae. The record is from the annotation of a GenBank genome assembly.